GGAAAAUAUCCCCGGGAGAGUGUGAUCUGGGGAGGCUCCGGUGGAGAAUAUCCCGGGCAGCGGCUGGGCAGGGGGGCUCAGGGAGGGUUACUGGGGGGAUACUGGGAGCACUGGGAAGGUGGGGCCGCAUCCCUGGGGAGGGGCUGGGAGUGUUCCAGACCCCCCAGAGCGGCUCCAAGGAGCACUGGGGGAGUCUGGGGGCCGGUUCCCCCCCCACCCCGGGCAGUUCCAACCGCUCCCUUUCCCCCGCAGCCCCCCGGGAUGUGGCUCUGACGGCCGCGGUGCCCCCAUGGCCGCACACCUCGUUCGCCGGUGCUGCCGGCGCCUGCUGCUCCCGGGCCCCCCCCGGGCUCCCCCGGCCGCCCCCCGGGGCCGCCCCCGGCCCGGGCAGGGCCCCCCCCGCGGCCGCCCCCCGCCCCCUACGCACCGGCCCCCCCAGGUGGGCCGAGACCCCCCAGGCGCGGCCGCGGGAGGAAGGGCCGGAGCAGCAGCUCCGGGAGCUGAUCCAGGGAGCCACCGACCCCCAGGAGCUGCUGCAGCUGUGCAGGGGGCACGGGCUGAGCAGCAACCUGGCGGGCAUGGCCAUCGCCCGCCUCGCCCGCCUCGCCCACGGGCGCCCCGACGCGCCGGCCAUCCACGGGGACCCCCGGCUGCUGCGGCUGCUCGACACCCUGGACGGGCAGAUCUCUCAGGUGUGGAACACGACACUGGUGCAGGUGCUGCGGGCGCUGCCCGCGCUGGGGCUGCCCCGUGCCGGGCGCCAGGUUCGCUCGGUGGAGCAGGAGGUGCUGUGGCGGCUCCGGCGGCUCCCCCUGCGCCACCUGGUGCAGCUGGCAGAGCACCUGGCGGGGCACAGGGACAGCCCCCUCCUGCCCGAGGUGCUGCGCAAGCUGGAGCUGCGCUGGACGGAGCUGGAGGGGACGCGGACCGUGGUGACGCUCAUGGCCAAGGUGGGACACCUGGCACCCGCCCUCAUGGAGCGCCUGGAGGACAAGGCCCUGGAGCUGGCGGAGCAGCUGGAUGUGGACGAGAUCCGGCGGAUGGCCGUGGCCCUGGCGCUGCAGCAGCGCCGCUGUGUGCCCCUGCUGCGGGCCCUGUCCUACCACCUGCUGCAGAAACCCCCCGAGCUGGGGCUGCCCGUGCUCACAGACCUGCUCUUCGCCUACAGUAAGCUGAACUUCCAGCAGCCCCAGGUGCUGCACAGGCUGUCCCUGGAGCUGCAGCCCCACCUGGGGGCUCUCACACCUGCCCAGGUGUCGCGCUGUGCCCGCUCCUUCGCUGCCCUGCGCUGGCUCAGCCGCCCCCUCGCCGAGGGCAUCGCACAGUAUUCCCUGGAUAACACCCAGGACAUGUCUGUCACCCACCUGUGCGCGAUCCUCGUGUCCUUCGCCCGCCUCAACUUCCAGCCCAGCUCCGGCGAGGAAUUCUUCACCAUGCUCCACGAGCAGCUCCAGGGGCAGGUGCAGCAGCUGGAUCCUCACGUGCUGACGGACGUGGUGUGGUCACUGUGUGUCCUGCAGCAGGCCCGGCCCCCCUACCUGCGCCAGGUGCUCGCCCCCGACUUCCACACCCGCCUCCAAGGUGACACGUCCCCACGGGCUCAGAGCUCGUGGCAGAAGCUCGUGCACAUCAAUGCCACGGCCCGGCUGGAGACCCCGGGCUACCGAGGGCCCUUCCUGCCCCCCGAGGCGCUGGGGGGGGACGGGGACGGGGACAAGGACAAGGACAAGGCCACCCCCCUGCAGCAGGGGCUGCGGGAGGCGCUGCCGGGGGCCCUGGGGGGCCGCGACCUCGGGCGCUACGACGUGCACACGGUGUUCGGCUGGGACAUCG
Molecule: messenger RNA, 1833 nt
Organism: Neopelma chrysocephalum (saffron-crested tyrant-manakin)
Lineage: Eukaryota; Metazoa; Chordata; Aves; Passeriformes; Pipridae
Product: FAST kinase domain-containing protein 4-like
Exons: 7
Biological process (GO): regulation of mitochondrial mRNA stability; mitochondrial RNA processing
Cellular component (GO): ribonucleoprotein granule; mitochondrial matrix
Molecular function (GO): RNA binding
Source: RefSeq, a predicted model, not a curated record